CGGACACGGUGACAUCCUAACCCGGCAGUUGAAUUUCGAAACCCGUCCACGUUGGGUCGGUAGUCUUCGCUUGAGAUCCUUGCAAUAUUUUACAUUUUCGCGUCUUUUCCACCGAGUCUUUUCUUUAAAGACCGGUACGUGAUUUUGGUGAUAUUUUAGAAGAAACGCGAUACACAUCCAUCACGAUGAUGCAUGUCUCGCUCAUGCAACAACUUCCGAUGCAAGUUCCACUGGUGCAUCAACUUCCAAUAAUUCCGAUGCCACAGGUGUCGCACUUCUUUUAUCCGUACAACCCUAGUUUGGAAGACGAAAUGAAGAGAUUGUUUCAUUUCAAGGUCGAUGUACCAACCUCUCCGCCUGUCCAAAAUGUGGAGGCUGUGAUGGAAGAGUUUCGCCACAAUGGACGAGAUUUUGAAUAUUGCCCGGAUGGGGACAAUGCAGUAUCAGAGAUAACACCGCGUCGCAAGAAAAAUAAGAAACCCGCGGCUACAGAAUGCGUUUUCUGUAAAAACAAUGGAGAAAUGGAGUCUUACUACCGACAGCACACGUUGAAAUACGAGGACGGUCGUGUAUCGUGUCCAGUUUUAAGGGCCUACAAGUGUCCAAUUUGUGGUACGUGUGGCGAUGAUGCCCACACCAUCAAGUACUGUCCCAAGAGGCCGAAGGGCCUAAUCGACACGUACCAAACGGUGAACACCUUCAAGUUUCUGAAAAACUCGAUUGGCAAACGACGUUCAAAGUAAGAACGCGCGUGGGCCUCUCGUGGGUGACGAGAAGCACCCAGGUGCCAUAAGAAACUCUGCUUUUUCUCAAAGUCCUCGAAAUGCAGAUCUUUAGAGAAUAUUCGACUUCGAGCGUCUUUGCGUCAUCGGCUGGCAGGUAACGCUGUUCGAUGUGAACGAACCAAAGAUAAUAAUCGUGCCAGGAAUAAACGUAUUCCUAACAGUUCGUGCAAUUAAGUAAAAUUAGUUUUCAAAACUAGAGACAAAGGAUAGAUCGAUCGAUAUCUUACUAUUCGUAGUAAGCGUUCAGAUUUAACAUCUUGAAAGACGAAUUGUUGAGAGUAUCUCAAAUAGAGGCUGUAUCCAAAGAUCUUUGCUUAGAUUCGUAAGUUAAUUAUUUAUAUCGAGUGUGCCAUAUAAUAGUCUCGUUUGUUCCUGAACAAACUCAUCAUCGUUACGAAGAGAAAUCAUUUCGUAUACCGCCAGUGCCUUGAGAAAAGAAAUAUGUUUGAUAAUUCAAAGAUCUGAUUUUUUAAACAAAAUUCGUUUAUGUACAUUUACAUCCAUUGACCUUAGUAUAACUUACUUGAAUGUUACCCAAUAAUUCGUGAAAAUCUUUACAUUUCUUAAAGUAUUUUCUUUUUGGAAAGAUUUUUUUUUUAAAUGUCUACGAGUACUGUGAUAAUGCGAAUAAAGACUAUCCAUUUUUUAUACAACAGCCAUAGAGAUUUGUCGUUCGUGGAAGUAAACUUUUUCGAGGAGAAGAGCGACGAACGUCCCUCGAUUUGAGACAGUAAAAUCACGUUUUUUUGAUUUUAAGUUUUACACAAAGAACGUUUUUGAAAAUUCGUUCGAACUAUGUUCCGUGUUCUUGUCGUUCAUUGAUCCGUAACAGGGGUUAAUUUUUCUUUUUCCUUUCAUCGAGCAGUUCCAGUGAAUUACACUUGAUUAAGUUAAAAAUUGUAUUCUUACGGUAGACGAUAAUGCCAUUGAACUUUGAAA
Messenger RNA from Osmia bicornis bicornis, 1724 nucleotides. RefSeq names its product protein nanos (gene nanos). The transcript has 3 exons. Gene Ontology annotation, cellular component: perinuclear region of cytoplasm. The record is from RefSeq and is a predicted model, not a curated record. Gene Ontology annotation, biological process: oogenesis; negative regulation of translation. The coding region runs from base 186 to 743 and encodes 185 amino acids. Lineage: Eukaryota; Metazoa; Arthropoda; Insecta; Hymenoptera; Megachilidae. Gene Ontology annotation, molecular function: mRNA binding; zinc ion binding.